Manihot esculenta (cassava) is the source of this 3345-nucleotide messenger RNA. RefSeq lists its product as uncharacterized. NCBI's taxonomy places the organism in Eukaryota, Viridiplantae, Streptophyta, Magnoliopsida, Malpighiales, Euphorbiaceae. Bases 501 to 3209 code for a protein of 902 amino acids. The transcript has 7 exons. The record is from RefSeq and is a predicted model, not a curated record.
UGGAGGAUAACAGUUCACUGUAUCACAGGAGAGGUCAAGGUGUCUCAGGCUCAGGUCUGCUCUGCUCAGAGGCCUUAAAAUCUUAGGGGGUGUCUCAUCUUCUACCAGAUUUAUUCCUCUCUUCUUCUUUACUGACACAUUUAACUGGCCGAUCCUUUUACUGCAAUUUUUUUUUGGACCAUUUCUUGAGUACCUAACACCUCUGUCUGCUAAUGUCACCAUUUCUUGGCUCUUUUUGGGUUUUUCUUUGGCUUUUGUUUUUCUUUUGGACCCUAAUUUCGUUCUUUGGAUGCUAGUUCUUCUCCUCUGUUCCUCUAUCUGCCAGUGAAAGUUACAGGAAUAGGUUGAUAAAAAGUUUUGUGCUUGAAGAGUUGAAGUUGAAGAAUAUGGUUGUGUGAAUAUUGAGUUACUGCAGAUGGGAUUUGGAUGAUUUCUGUUUCUAAGAAAGGAGAAAAGAAGGAGCUUCUGGUUUCCUGCAUUCUAGGAUCUCAGAUAAGAUAAUGGAGGCGGAGAGAAAGCGUCCAAAGGGAAGCUUUUUUCACUUCUUUGAUUGGAAUGGGAAGUCACAUAAGAAGCUGUUCAUGAACAAUUCUGAAUUAUCUGAAGGAUCAAAGGAAGGAAAAGAAAAUGUGGAAAGUAUGGCUAAACCACAGCUUCAUGUGACAGAGACGGAUGAUAGAAGAGCAAAUUCGAGCAACAAAGAGAGUAGUGACUUUCGUUGUGCUUCAUCAGUCACUAGUGAUGAAGGAUAUUCAACCAAAGCACCUGGUUUGGUUGCUAGACUUAUGGGCUUGGAUUCUUUGCCGACAUCAAAUGUUGUGGAACCCUCUUCUACUACUGUUUAUGAUUCUGCUUUACUUAGAGCAUCCCAAUAUGAUGGGAGCAUUCCUAAUAUGUUUAGUGAUUAUAAUGCCAUGGAGUACCUUAACACUUUCAGUAACCAGGAAGAGUAUUCUUGGAAUUCUUCACUAUCAGGGUUGCAAAAAGUGCAGAACCGGCCAAUUGAGAGAUUUCAAACUGAAAUAUUGCCUCCAAAAUCAGCUAGAUCAAUUCCUAUAACCCACCAUAAGCUCUUGUCUCCAAUCAAGACUCCUGGAUUCAUCCCAACAAAGAAUGCGGUUUACAUAAUGGAGGCAGCUGCAAAGAUAAUUGAGACAAGUCCUAAGGCAACUAUAAAUGGCAAAGUGCCAUCUACUGGGGCGUCUUCAGUUCCAUUGAGAAUUCAGGAUUUGAAACAGAAAAUGGAGACUGCACGAGCAUCAUCUGAGCCUCAAAGAUCAAGUGCAUUGUUUGCUGCCAAGAUUACAAAAGCAAAGCAUGGUGACAAGAGUCAGAGUGGGUCACAAAGCAUGCCAUCAUGCAAUGCUUCAACAUUUUCUAAAAAAGAUGCUUCUAGUUCAAAGAAUAAGGGAAAACCGGUUCCACUUUCAGUACGAGCAAAGCCCAAUCUUCAUAGAAGAGAGGAAGCAACAUCAAGAAAUAACAACAUUAAGCAGGAGAAAAAGGAGAUUAGUUCUAACCAGUCAGUAAAGAGCCUUCCCAGUAUACAAAAGACCAAGAGAACUUCUGAAGGAAGGACUAACAAUGCACUCAGGCAGAAUAACCAGAAGCAAAAUUGUCUAUCUGGCAAAGCGAGUUCUACUUUGGAGAAUUCAGUUCCUAACCAGCCAGGCAGAAAAGUUCAGUCCACGAGUGGUUCUGUUGGGGAAAGUAGGACAGCAAAUAAAGUUGUUUUAAAGCCUGAAUCUAUGUCCAGAAGGUUGCGCUCUGUGGUGACAAAUUCUGAAAGGGACAAACCAAAUAAUACAUCUCGGAGGAAACAGUCUGUAAAGGGUGAUAAUCUAACUGAGAGAUGUGUUUCUGAUAAUGCUGAGAGAUGUGUUUCUGAUAAUGUACCAUUUAAUCAAGAUGAUGCAUCUUUAAAAUGUAAAGUUGUAUUAGAUGGAAGCAUCACCACAGCUGGAAAAAACAGGAAAAAUGGCAUGGAUGUUAUUUCGUUUACAUUCACAUCUCAUGUGAAGAGGACAACACCUAAUUUCCAGCCCUCGGCGAUUGGAAAAUGUAACAGCUCCGCUGUUGAUUCUUUUGGUAGUAAUGAUCAUCCUUACUUCCAAAAGUCCACAUCUUCUUUUCCUGGGUUAAGUAUAAUUGAAGGUGAUGCUUUGGGUGUUCUUUUGGAACAAAAGCUGCAGGAAUUAACAAAUAAAUUUGGAUCAUCAGAAUGUAACACAAUCAGAGAUGACAAUUCUGUUAGUUCUACAUCCAGUUUGCAAAAUUCCAUGUCCAAAUUCAAUGCAGUUAACAUCAUUCCUGCUGCAGAAAACAGGAGGAUUCAACUUAUAGAAAAAGACAAGUCAGACCACCCAGAUAACUUCGAUUGCUUUUCUGUGGAGGGUCCAAAAUUUACCAAGAACCAGAAAUGGCAGAGAUCUGAAGAAGUGGAACAGCACAGCUGUAGUUGUUUCAGUGAAGUUGAAAAAGAUCUUGAAUGUCAACAUCCUAGUCCAGUUUCAAUUCUUGAACCUUCUUUUGAGAGUGGAAGUUGCUCAAAUGCCUACGUUCAAUCUGAGGAUUUGCUCAAUGAUUGCUCUACUUAUGAAUCCCUAGAAAUGGAAGGAGAGGCAGAAUUAUCAGAUUCAGCCUCCUCAAUAUCUACAGUAGACAUGAGAAGAAAGCUGACUAGAACAUUCACCACAACAGAAUUUAUGGAAUCAAGCGACUGGGAACUGGAUUAUGUGAGGGAUGUACUUAACAAUGCAGAAACAAUGUUGAAAGAGUUCACGCCGAGUCAGACGCAGAAGGUCAUAACUCCACAUCUGUUCCAUCAAUUGGAGAAUCAAGAGAAUGGAGUAAAAAGAAAUGAAGAAGACUACUACAAGCUCGGGAGAAAGGUCUUGUUUGACUGUGUCAGCGAACGGUUGGAGCUCAUGUUCAGACAAGCUUUUGUUGGGAGCUGCAAGUCAUGGGCUAAACUAUGGACAUUAUUUCAAAGGAAAGGGUGGUUGGCAGAGGAAAUGGUAAAGGAGAUCUCAGGUUGGAAAAGCAUGGGAGACUUAAUGGUGGAUGAGCUUGUGGACAAGGACAUGAGCUCUCUGUAUGGAACAUGGCUUGACUUUAACAUAGAAGUAUAUGAAGAGGGUGUAGUGAUUGAGAAGGAGAUUCUAACUUCAUUGAUUGAUGAACUGGUUUCUGAUUUGUUUAUCAUGUAAAGCCCUUGAAGCAAAGCUUCUCUUCCAUUAAUUUCUAGUGUUGACCUUGUAAUUUUCUUCUGUUUUUGAGUAGCAAAUAUAUAUUAUCAAUAUCAUACAUUCAUGUCCAUUAUCAAUAUCAUACAGCUUGCUUCUC